Ruditapes philippinarum (Manila clam) is the source of this 4720-nucleotide messenger RNA. RefSeq names its product multidrug resistance-associated protein 1-like. The record is from RefSeq and is a predicted model, not a curated record. Gene Ontology annotation, cellular component: membrane. Gene Ontology annotation, molecular function: ABC-type transporter activity; ATP binding; ATP hydrolysis activity. Gene Ontology annotation, biological process: transmembrane transport. Lineage: Eukaryota; Metazoa; Mollusca; Bivalvia; Venerida; Veneridae.
UUUACAUAACUAUUAUCCCAUUGGUAUCGGUUCUAAUAAUGAGUUUAUAACACGAAAACUGAACCAUGGAUUUAAAUGAAACUAAUGCAAUAUUUCUAGAAUUUUGUGGAGGAGAAUAUUUUUGGGAUCCAGUAACGAUCGACACAGCAACUCCGCAGUUCUCAACAUGUUUCCUGAAUACUAUUAUAACGUGGAUACCAUGUGGAUAUCUGUGGAUUGCGAUCCCUUUCUUUAUGCUGUAUGUACGACAAAAAACAAAAGGGAGUCCGCUACCAGUGUCGCCCUUGAACAUUAUCAAAGGGGUUGUUUCAUUCAUAUUAAGCUGUCUGACAAUGGUAAUAUUAAUUUUACAAGAGCAUAAUGGUACGGCAUGUCUGGCAGAAUCUGAGAUCACCACAGCGGGAUAUGUCGCCACUGCUCUCAAAUUUUCUACUUUUUGGCUUUCUAUACUUCUACAACAAUAUCAGCGACGGAAGGGAGUUAAAACGUCAGCAGUGCCGUUUGUUUUCUGGUUUUUGAUGUUACUAACGGAAGGUCUGGCAACCUAUACACGCGCCAUGAGAACGGGCUACUGUGAAGAAGAUACGGUUUUCUACAUAUACUUCGUUUUUAUCGCAAUACAAUUGGUCUUGCAUAGUUUUGCCGAAUUGAACCGCCCUAGAGGAUACAAGAAUUUGGACGACGAGGACACUUGGGCGGAGGAGGACGCUUCUGUCCUAAAUAGGAUACUUUACCAUUGGUUCACAUCUAUUGUAUGGAACGUACACAAGAAACGAUUUGUUCCUGAACAUUUUUGGUCUCAAUCUCCUCGGUUUAAAUGUGACACACUGGCACCACUGAUGGAAGAGGCUUGGAAAAUUGAAGUAGAUAAAUGCAACAAAAUAAGACGAGGCCGUGAUUCAGGGAACAAACUCCUCGACACUUCCGUUGCCUAUACAGCAAAGAAAGAAAGAACUCAUUUUUCAGAAAAAUCACCCAUCCUCAAUGGUGUAACCGCACGACAAAAACAAGGUUUUAACUUUUAUAUAUGGUUGCUGAUUUGUGCCAUGCCAUUUAUCAUUACAAUAGCGGAAGACAAGAGUUCGGCACCGGAAUGGCAAGGUUACUUCUUCUGUUGUAUGUUGUUUGUGACGUUAUGUAUUAGCUCUUGUUUCUACCAUCUAUCCUACCAUCAUGUCCAAGGUGUUGGUCUGAAAGCGCUGACAAUGAAAAGGAAUGGCAAUCAGUCGUCAACUGUUGGAGAAAUUGUAAAUCUGAUGUCCGUAGAUGUCAGAGAGUUUCAGACUUCGUUAACGUUCUCGUUUGGAUCCCCUGGUAUUGCCAGUGUCGGUGGCAUAGGGAUAAUAUUGUUGAUGUUACCACUGGUCGGUUAUCUUGCGACAGUACAAUUCAAACUACAAAAAGAAAUGUUAUACCUGAAGGGAAAAAGAAUCAAAAUAUUGAAUGAGGUCAUUAGUGGGAUAAAGGUAUUAAAGAUGUAUGCGUGGGAAUUGUCGUUCAUGAAGAAAAUACAGAACAUAAGAAACCAGGAGCUUGACAGAUUGAUGCAUUAUGCUCGCCUAACAACCACAACAGUCGUGUUUGCUAUUCACAGUCCUUUUAUGAUUUUGUUCACACUUGUGUUAAUCCACGUGCUCGACUCACCAACUCACACUCUGAGGGCGGAGGAAACAUUCACGGCGAUUUCAUUAAUUAACAUCAUUAAGUUCCCAAUAACUAUAUGUCCAUUUCUAGUAAACGGAUGCGUACAGGCAAGCGUUUCAAUCAAACGAAUAACGGAAUUUCUUUGUCAGGAAGAUCUGCAACAAAAUUCUAUCCAUAUUGAGGAUAAAAAUUCAAGUAAAUAUGCUGUAAGUGUGAAACGUGGAACCUUCACGUGGGACAGAAGCACACCUUUGGCGACAUUGAAUGGCAUUGACUUGCAAAUCAAGAAAGGAGAGCUUAUAGCAGUGGUUGGCCCUGUCGGUUCAGGAAAGUCCUCACUACUAGCAGCGUGUAUGGGAGAAAUGGAAACUAUUUCUGGUGAUAUAAGUCUAAAUGGUUCGGUAGCGUAUGUACCUCAGGAGGCGUGGAUACAGAACAUGACACUUCGAGACAACAUCCUGUUUGGGCGGGACUAUCAGGAAUCUAAAUAUAGAACUGUCAUUGAGAAAUGCGCGCUACUUCCGGAUCUCCAAAUACUCACAGGCGGAGAUAUGACCGAAAUUGGAGAAAAGGGAAUUAACAUAAGUGGCGGACAGAAACAAAGGGUGAAUCUUGCUCGAUCUGUAUAUAACAACGCCGACAUAUACUUCCUGGACGACCCACUCAGUGCCGUAGACUCGCACGUAGGCAAGCAUUUGUUCCAAAAGGUCAUCGGGAACGAAGGCUUACUGAAGAACAAGACACGGUUACUUGUGACGCACGGGGUUCACUGGUUGCCGAUGAUGGACCGUAUCAUUGUGAUGAGAGAUGGUAAAAUAGUAGAGAUCGGCUCGUACAGUGAGCUUAUGAAUGAUGGGGGCGCUUUUGCUGAAUUCAUAGAGACAUAUUUACAGGAGUGUAAUGAUGACGAUGACGAGGAUCCAGAAAUUAUUCAGCUACGACAACAAAUCCAGGCAGAAAUAGAUCUUAAAUCUGAUGGUGGGAUAACGUCAGAGGAAGAGGGUAAAACUCAAUCAGGAUAUAGAAAAAUCAAGAAAUCUAACAGAACGAGUAUCUCUAUACAGAGGAGUGGAAGGUCAGUCGGUAAGAAAAUGUCGACAGAAAUAAAGAAAUCAGAACAAGCUGGUCAAGAUAGCAACAGGCUGACUUUAGACGAGACUUCAGAGGAAGGGACAAUAAAUCCCGCCGUUUUACUUCAUUUUCUACGGGCCAUGGGCUUGCCGGCCGUUAUAGCUGUGGUAGUCACGAUGUCACUAUUUCAAGGGUUGAAUGUAUAUUCCAACUUUUGGCUCACGUUUUGGACAGAGAAUGCAAUUUUACUGAACACAAGCCUAUCAGGGUCCCAGGAGUACGAAGAUACUUUUCUAUUCUAUCUUCUUGGCUUUGCCCUACAGGGUGUUUUACAAGGCAUUUUUGUUUAUAUAUCUUUCUACCUGGCAUUAACGCGGAUGGUUCGAGCCUCGGGUAAACUCCACGACUCCAUGUUAAGUAGUAUCCUCCACUCACCGAUGUCGUUUUUCGAUACCACUCCCAUUGGACGAAUCAUGAACAGUAGCGUACAAAAUCGAAAGAAUGGUGCAGAAAAAAAUCUAGAUAAACUAGAUUGGCACAUCAGCGAAAUGACAGACGAUACAACUUACAAGAUACUACAAAGUAAGCUGUAUGAACUAUUUCAGAGGUUUUAUCUUCCAACAGCACGACAGAUGAGAAGAACAGAGUCUGUUAAACGAUCACCUGUUUAUAACCACUUCAGUGAGACGAUUACUGGUGCCAGUGUAAUACGAGCAUAUAGAUGUCCGGAACGAUUUGUGCAGGAAUCAAGACAACGCAUUGAUGAAAAUAUCAAAUUUUAUUACGCCGCAAUUUCUGGCGCAAGAUGGGUAGGAUGGCGACUUGAAUUGAUGGGAAAUUUCGUGGCGUUCUUGGCGGCAUUGUUUGCCCUAGUUUCCUAUGAUUUAAACGGCGCGCAAGUUGGGAUGUCGGUCACCUAUGCUGUGCAACUUACAAUAACAUUGAACUUUGGAGUGUUUGCAAUCAGUGAGAUGGAGAUGAACAUCAUAUCAGCUGAACGUGUCACUGAAUAUACAACCCUACCACCCGAGGUAUGUACAAAAUUUACCACCUUACCACCCGAGGUGGGGAUAGUAGGUAGAACGGGAGCCGGGAAAUCUUCGCUGGCACUCGCUCUUUUCCGGCUUAUAGAAUCGGCGGACGGUGCUAUAGUGAUCGAUGGUGUAGAUAUAUCAACACUGGGUCUUCAUGAACUGAGACAGAAACUAACUAUACUUCCACAGGACCCAUGAUGCCUAUUUUCCGGAUCGUUUAGGAACAAUUUAGAUCCAUUCAACCACUAUAACGAUGAGAGUAUAUGGUUCGCCAUCGAGUGUGCGCAUCUAAAGGAGUUUGUUAUGAGCCAGGAGGCGAGGCUGGAGUUUGAAUGCGGCGAAUCCGGACAAAACUUAAGUGUCGGACAGAGACAAUUAGUUUGUUUAGCACGAACACUCUUACACAAAACAAAGAUUCUCAUACUAGACGAGGCAACUGCAGCUGUUGAUAUGGAGACAGAUGAUCUCAUUCAAGAAACCAUCCGUAAACAAUUCAGUGAGUGUACAAUAUUAGCAGUUGCUCAUAGACUUAGUACAGUGAUGGAUUAUGACAGGAUUAUGGUCCUGGACAAAGGUAAACUGGCGGAGUUCGAUACACCCGCAUUCCUGUUAGAUAACACGGAAAGCAUAUUCUAUGGAAUGGCGAAAGACGCCGGCAUUGUGUGACGUCAUACGUGUCGAUCAGGAAAUGUGUGACGUAAUGUAUUCCAAACAAACAAGGACGCUUGCUAGUGUCGUUAUUCUCAGGCAGUUAUUCAUUCUAUCUAUUCAAGAUGACACAUCCAACUUUUACUUUAUUAUUUUAAAACGAGAUACGAAUAUUCCACGCUGAUUAAACAUAGUACUCUUUUUUUUAAUCUGCACGUUUGUAACGUCGCUUUUCAUUGGAUAAUCUUGAUAUUUAUAUAAAAUAUUUUUAAUAUGUGAAACUUACAGAUGAACGUUAAUUUAAGAAUAAAAAUUGAAAUGCA